Messenger RNA from Podarcis muralis (Common wall lizard), 2824 nucleotides. RefSeq names its product DEAD-box helicase 43 (gene DDX43). The record is from RefSeq and is a predicted model, not a curated record. NCBI's taxonomy places the organism in Eukaryota, Metazoa, Chordata, Lepidosauria, Squamata, Lacertidae. Gene Ontology annotation, molecular function: RNA helicase activity; ATP binding; RNA binding.
GGGGCACGCGGAGAGGCGGGGCGAGGCGACGGUUUGGUGGCGCGAGGGCGGCGUUGACAACCGCUGCUCGGGUGGCUCCAUCCCUUCCUUUCACGGCAGUACCCGUCCCUGUUGGCUCCCCUCUCCCGCCAUGUCCGACUGGGAGGCGGAAAGUGAGGAGGACGAGGCCUGCCAAGCUCCCGCCAAACCCUCUCCGGCCGAGUGGCGCCCGGUGAUGGCGAGGGCUAGUGGGAAACGUGGCUCCGCGGGCAAAGACGACGAGGAGGAAAGAGGCGGUGGCGGGAGGAAAUGGGGCUCGCGGCCGGCGCCUUCCCGCGAGCCGUGGCAGUCGGGGCCCUUGGAGUACCGGGCCCGAGGCCCCUUCCGAGGGGCGGGCAGGGAGCGUGCCGGGUCGCCGCCGCUGUGCUUCCACCUGGAUAAUUCCCUCGUGGGCACCCUCAUAGGUCGAAGUGGAAGUAAAAUAAAAGAGCUCCAGGAAUCAUCAGGUUGUAAAAUACAGGUUGUAAAGGGCAAUUAUGAAGCUGAAAUAAAGAUAUUUGGUGGUAAUGAUAAGCAAACAAAAGCCAAAAUGAUGAUUGAUGAUCUUAUUGAGAGGUGCAGCCAAAGCAACGCAGGAGAAAGGUAUGUUAAAGAUUGCUUUAAACACCAAGAUUUUGGAACCACUCGUUAUGAAGAAAGUCAUUCCGGUGCUUUGAAGUCGGGAUACAGUAAUCCAAAGCAAUCCAUUAACUGGGCCUCCCUUCGAGAAAAUAAAGCUAAAUAUGAAGCUAUGAAGUGGGCUGAUUUGCCUCCAAUUGAAAAAUGUUUUUACAAAGAAUCUCUAAAGGUUGCUUCAAUGUCACAAGAAGAAGCUGAUAGGUGGAGAAAAGAAAAUAAUAAUAUCACAUGUGAUGACCUGAAAGAUAAUGAAAAGCGUCACAUUCCCAAUCCUAUUUGUAUAUUUGAAGAUGCUUUUAUGCAUUAUCCUGACAUUAUGGCAAAUAUAAAGAAAGUUGGCUUUCAGAAGCCUACUCCAAUUCAGUCACAGGCUUGGCCAAUAAUACUUCAAGGAUUUGAUCUCAUUGGAAUAGCGCAGACUGGUACUGGAAAGACUUUGGCUUAUCUAAUGCCUGGGUUCAUUCACUUGGAUUUGCAGCCAAUACCUAGAGAAAAACGUGGUGGACCAGGUAUGUUGGUUCUCACUCCCACUCGAGAACUGGCUCUUCAAGUUGAGGCAGAGUGCUCAAAAUAUUCCUAUAAAGGAAUUAAAAGCAUUUGCAUAUAUGGUGGCGGAGACCGGAAAGGGCAAAUCAGCGUGGUUACCAAAGGUGUGGACAUUGUUAUAGCUACGCCAGGUAGAUUGAAUGACCUCCAAAUGAACAACUUCAUAAAUCUGAGGAGCAUUACAUACCUGGUGUUGGAUGAAGCUGAUAGAAUGCUAGAUAUGGGUUUUGAGCCUCAAAUAAUGAAGAUUUUAUUAGACAUACGCCCUGAUAGGCAAACGGUUAUGACCAGUGCUACAUGGCCAGAUGGUGUCCGUCGUCUUGCAAAAUCAUAUUUGAAAGAUCCUAUGAUUGUGUAUGUUGGUACUCUUGAUCUAGCAGCAGUAAAUACAGUGGAACAGAAAAUUGUUAUUAUUCCAGAAGAAGAAAAAAGAGCUUUUACACGUUACUUCAUUGACACUAUGAAGUCCGAAGAUAAAGUCAUCAUUUUUGUGGGAAAGAAGCUUACUGCCGAUGACCUAUCAAGUGAUUUUGGUCUUCAGGGAAUUCCUGUCCAGUCCUUACAUGGCAACAGAGAACAAUGUGAUCGUGAACAGGCUUUAGACGACUUCAAAAAAGGCAGAGUUCGCAUACUGAUAGCAACUGACUUGGCCUCCCGUGGACUUGAUGUGCAUGAUAUCACUCAUGUCUUUAAUUUUGACUUCCCUCGCAACAUUGAAGAGUAUGUUCAUAGAGUAGGCCGUACUGGACGUGCAGGCCGCACAGGGGAAGCUGUAACCCUUGUGACUAGGAAUGACUGGCGGAAUGCAUCUGAAUUGAUUGACAUUUUGGAAAGAGGAAACCAGGUAAUUCCCGAAGAACUUAUUUCAAUGGCUGAAAGAUACAAGCAGUUUCAGUUGAAAAAAGAAAUGGAGAAAGAUACGGGGAGGUCUCGUGGGAGAUCUCGAAGAGGUUUUUAAUCCAUACUUGAACACAGGAGGAAACCUUGUACAUAAAGCAGUAAUUGUCAACACUGAAGUUUUUGUCUGCUUAUGAGUACCAACAUCUUGAUCAAUGGAGUUCAGAAAUACUGGAAAUUAUGCUGACUUGUAAUUAUUUUCAAAUUCUAUCUAUUCACUGUAAUGUAUUCUAAUGCAGUGCUGUAGUAAAGCUGGUGGAUUAUUUUGUUAAGUUUCAGUUUUGAUACAUUUUGGUUGAGAGUAAUAACUUAAUACUUAAGUUCAUUCUUGUUUUGUAGCUUAUAGUAGUUUUGUUAGAUGGAAGAACUGCACUUCAUAGAAUAAUGUUGAUAAAAGUUCUUAUUUACAAGGAAAAGUAACAAUGAGGCAAACAGAUCUUCCCCUCUCCAUCUUAAAUUUAAAAUUAGCCCGAUUCUGUGGGUUCUGUGUACUGCAUCUUUUUUAUUGGUAAGAUGUAGUGUAUUGACAUAUUUGAAUGCCUAGCGAGUCCCACCUGUAGAUUAAUAGUGGGUCUAUAAAUGGCAAUGGUAGAAUACUGUAAUUUUAUGAGAACUUUAUGCAUUAACAUUUGGCUUCCAGAAUCUUCUCUUUACUUGCACAAAAGACUAGUUUUAAGAGAAUAAAGGCUUAGUGUUUUCCUGGAUCUAUAGUUGUUAUGUUUAU